This is a messenger RNA of Acanthisitta chloris (rifleman), 772 nucleotides long. Its product is annotated as mitochondrial import receptor subunit TOM20 homolog. Gene Ontology annotation, biological process: protein targeting; tRNA import into mitochondrion; protein import into mitochondrial matrix. Gene Ontology annotation, molecular function: transmembrane protein transporter activity. Lineage: Eukaryota; Metazoa; Chordata; Aves; Passeriformes; Acanthisittidae. The record is from RefSeq and is a predicted model, not a curated record. Gene Ontology annotation, cellular component: mitochondrial outer membrane translocase complex; mitochondrial outer membrane.
GAAGGAAGAAACAGAAGCUUGCCAAAGAGAGAGCAGGGCUUUCCAAGUUGCCUGAUCUGAAAGAUGCUGAAGCGUUUUUCCUUGAGGAUAUUCAGCUUGGGGAGGAACUACUAGCUCAAGGUGAAUAUGAAAAAGGUGUUGAUCACUUGACCAAUGCCAUUGCUGUGUGUGGGCAGCCGCAGCAGCUACUACAAGUUCUACAGCAGACACUUCCACCACCAGUGUUCCAAAUGCUUCUAACUAAGCUCCCUACAAUAAGCCAGAGAAUUGUAAGUGCACAGUGCUUGGCUGAAGAUGAUGUUGAAUGAGGUCACACCACAACGGGGGGAAAAAAAGUUUUCUUACCCCAGAAGAUGAGCAUCAGUAGGGGGAUAAAGGGGCAAACAUAGUAGUUAAUGGACUGUGUACCACAUCGGGUUCUACCAGAGUUAAAAUUAACUUUGUGUAGGUGGGUUUCGCAGGAUUUUAUUUAUUAUCCCAGUGAAAAGUGUAUUUUGAUAAGAAUUCAUUUUAUAAAUACACGGUGUCGAGUUAUCAAAGUAUCACUAACUUCAUUAUUAUUGAAAUAUGCAGUUGUAAUGUUGUACAUAUAAAGACAUAAAACUACGACCUAUUAAAAACCCAAUGCUCAUUUUUGAAAAAACAAAGUUAUGGCAAUAAAGAUUUAUCUGCACUUGUGUGUCCCUAUAGUACUACUUUAAAUUUCAGAAUAUUUGGGUGUCAGAGCAAAUGAUCUAAAAAUGACUUAACAUUAAAAUAUAUUUUAAUGUUA